This is a messenger RNA of Eleginops maclovinus (Patagonian blennie), 4005 nucleotides long. Its product is annotated as tubulin-specific chaperone cofactor E-like protein. Lineage: Eukaryota; Metazoa; Chordata; Actinopteri; Perciformes; Eleginopidae. The transcript is spliced from 9 exons. The record is from RefSeq and is a predicted model, not a curated record. The coding region runs from base 157 to 1476 and encodes 439 amino acids.
GGGGCGGGUCUUAAACUGUCAACUAACCGAAGAACAACAAAAACAAACAUCGAGGUUCCGGGGACGUUCUCUCAGCGGACGUGGAGACGAUGUGAUCGGAGGUGUAGCUGAAGACAGGCUUCCCUUUGGUCUCUGCCACAUCAGAGGGCCGGGACCAUGGACCCCAUGGACCCCAUGGAGACGUCCUCUGAUGAAGAGGAGAGCCGCACCUUCGUCCAAGUCCUCAGCGAGAAAUACAACCCGGAGAACUUCCCCUACGGCCAGGGAGUCAUGGUGAUGCCCAGCCUGCCGGGAUCCCCCGUCAAAGACCGCCUCUUCCUGCCCUGCUCGCUGGUUCUGAGCGACUCUGGGAUCAGUAAAGCCGGAGAUCGGUCCGACAUCGCAGCUUUCUGUGUUCAUGUGGCCGAGCUAGACCUGUCCCACAAUCAGCUCAAAGACUGGGAAGAGAUCUGCGCCAUCGUUUCCAACAUCCCCCACCUGGACUUCCUAAAUCUGAGCAUGAACCCGCUGAGCGGCGUGCAGCUGGAGCCCUGCAAGGCCGAGGUGUUCUCCAGGGUCCGGCAGCUGGUCCUCAUCAACACACAUAUCAGCUGGGACACCGUGCACACACUCACCAAACACACACCUGAGCUGGAGGAGCUGUUCCUGUGCCUGAACGGCUACAACACCGUGUCCGAGACCCAGACUUCCUGUCCGUCUCUGCGCCUGCUGCAGAUCACAGACAACCAGCUGCAGGAGUGGGCAGAAGUGAGGAAGUUUGGGCAGAUUUACCCGAGUCUGAACACGCUGGUUCUGGCCAACAACAGCGUGGACUGUGUGGGCGACACUCCGGAGACUCUGCAGAGGCUGUUCCCCAACCUGCGCAGCAUCAACCUCAACAACUCAGGACUCAGCAAAUGGGUGGACAUCGAGAGGCUGAAUUACUUCCCGAAGCUGAAGGAAGUGAAAGUAAAGGGGAUUCCUCUACUGCAGACUUACACCGACCAGGAGAGAUGUAGCCUCCUGUUAGCACAGCUGCCCUCUGUGGUGCUGCUGAACGGGAGCAUGGUGUCUGUCGGAGACCGGGAGGAUGCAGAGAGGUUUUUCAUCCGGCACUACCAGGACUGCCCGGAACAGGAACUUCCAGAAAGGUACCACGUCCUCGUAUCCAAGUACGGUCAGUUGGCCCCGCUGGCGGAGGUGGACCUGAGCCCCCGCAGCACCAUGGUGGACAUUCGCUGGGGGGACAAGGUGGAGGCCAUGAGUCUCCACCUGGAGCAAACGGUGGGCGAACUGAGGAAACACGUCCGGGCUCUGCUGCAGCUUCCCCACCACGGGAUCCGGCUCUUCUACAUCAACCGGGAGAUGUGUUCGGUGUUCGGACCCGAGGAGCUGAAGUGCGGCACCAGGGCCCUCCAUUCCUACCGGAUCCAAGACGGGGACGAGAUUCUAGUCGUGCCCAAAGUCAAAAGCCGCUGCAGCUCCUCUGGUCUUUGAGUCGAGAAGCUCUCCGGUUUCUCCCCAACAGGACUUUAGGAACCUUAGAAAAACACUUACUGGAUAUUAAGCUUUGACUUGAGCCUUUUUUUUAGGUUGAAAAAAGGGGCGAUUAAUGUCAGUCUUGAAUGUAAAUAUGUUUGCUGUCCACCACAAAUCUAUACAAUAGAAUAUUUGCACAUAUGAUCUCCGCAUUCACAGAGCUUUAGACGCUGGGCUUUAGUGGCUUGAGGUAACACUGCGGCUGACAUCUCGUUUCUAAACAAGUUAUGCAAAUUUGGACCAGUUUCAAAUAAUUGUAGUGACUACCAGUUAAACGCACACCAUGCACAUUUACCUAAAACUAUUUUAUAAUUGGAUCAUUUGUCUAAUUAAACGUAAGAUCUUUGGUUGAAAAACGUCUCCCUUGCUUGCGACAUGCAUGGAACUUAGUAUUUAUAUGACUGUUAAAGGGUUUUAAAAUUGGUUGAGGAAGAAAAAUGAGGCUCACGUUCGGAUGGGAAUUGGAUUGUAAAGAUACCAGCUGCUGUACGCGCACGUUCUGCUGUCACUGUGUUUUCAAAAGGCCGACGCUGGCUUUCCUGCACCAUAAUCGGCAGCUUCUAGAGGCUCUGUCUUGGGCCUGUUUGCUGUAAUGUGUGAAACUUUUUAUUCCAUUGUACAGUUUUAGUAAAAUACUAAAGCCGACACAACAUUGAACUUGAAUCACACAAACACACAGAGUCUUUGGUGAUAUAUUUUUGUGCGUCUAUAAGGGUUUUUGGUCUACGUUUGUAUAGAGUACAGAUAAGUUACUCAAAGAAACAAAAAGGAAAAGAAAUCACGUUUUAUUUACAUCUUCAUCAUCGUGGCAGAGGCUAUUGUCUUCUCAUUUGAAUCCAAGCAGAGCAGAUUAACUCCUGAGUGUUCUUUCCCAGGUUCUUCCCGUUACUUGGAUCAUUUUCUCUUUCCACAUGACUCUUGAUACUGGGUACAAACCCUGGGAUAUCCCCUGAGCUGAAAUCACAAAUGCAGUGUGUCGGGGAUAACAUGCAACACAGCCGGGACGCCCCGGCCGAAAGACGAGACAAGUCUGAAGCGAGCUCUGGGUCUAGGACGGAGAAAACGAAGGAGCGUCGAUGCUCGAGUUACUGCUGGUCUUCUGGCUGUCAGGCCCAUGAAUGGAGAACCUCUCUCCCCCUUGCAGAGCGAAAUGCUGAGGCCCAGUCUGCACGGAAACCUCACACCAGUCGCUGUGUCACCCACACUUCUGCUGCGUUUAGGUUCGAAAGGGUUCAACUAACAGGCCCCCCCCCCUCACCCAUUCACCCCCGAUCUCUCCUUUACAUCCGUCUGACAAACCCAACACCUCCAAGUGUCUGCAGUUUCACAGGAGGUCGGGAACUUCUCCAUUGGCUCACUUUGCUGUGGAUUGUUUUCAAUCAAAGAAUAGACAGAGAAGCGUAUUCCCACCUACUGACAAUUGACAGCUUUUCCCAGUGCAGGAAUGCAACAGCCCAUAACGAGGGUAUCCCUUGACUCCUUUCAGCCAGACACUGAAAAAUCAACCUUUUAAAAUCCAUCCCUAAUCCCUAAUCCCUGACUCCCUCUAAGAGGCUGUAAUCUGGCAAGGAAAUUCUUCCUUUUGACGUAAUUAUCGUAUGUUUUUUGUCCCGUUAUGAAAGCACCAUCAGGGUACUCAGUGUGCAUUUUGCUAUAUUUCACAUUGGGAUGGAAAUAAGUAGAGAGACAAAUGAAUGGACUCGCUGUGCGGCCAUUAACAUCAUCAGUGUUUGGUUGAGUAACCCUAACCCACAAAGAAUCACUUUAGGUUUCCUCUUGAAGACCAGCAUGUCAUUUGGAUCGAAGACUCGAAAUGUGUUUUGUCCAUGUUUUCCCGCCUUUUGUUCAAUGAAAGCUGGGAUUUAUUGGACUUCACCUGACUCUGGAGACACACUGUACCAUGCGUAUUGCGGGUUUGCAGUGUUGUUGAUUUAAAAAUGCAUUUGUAAAAACGUGGAUGGGCGAGGGUAAAAUAUCGAAUCUUUCUGAGUAGUAGAUAACUGGAGUUCUGUCACGUGUGUUAUUCUAUAUUAUGACUGAGGGCUUACAUGGGGAGCGAAGGGGAAACAGAUUGUGUUUAUUGACUGAUAUUGUGGUCAGGUGGUGGUUUGCAUGUUCUUGGUAUGUUUGAUUUGAAAUAUUUAUAGGAUGUGUCAUUUCAGGGAAACCGUGUCGUUUAUGGGAAUUAAUUAUAUUGGACUCUUUUUAUAUAUAUCUGUGCUUCUCCCCCCCCCCCGUUUUAUCCUUCAUUAAUACUAAAUAACAAAGAUUACUCACAGAGUCUAAAAGAUAGAGGCUAAUCCAUGAAACAGUGUGCCGUGUGCUGAAUAGUAAAUGGUGUUAAUAUGAAUCUGCCCUUUCUUUAAUGUGUCUCCUGAUAUAUAUAUAUUUUCAUGGUCUUGUUUUUCUUUCUUGAGAUCAUGUUGCCAUUUCUACACCUGUGACGCUGCUUUCACCUCUCUUUAAGAAAUAAAUUAUUAUGAUUCA